Molecule: messenger RNA, 614 nt
Organism: Parasteatoda tepidariorum (common house spider)
Lineage: Eukaryota; Metazoa; Arthropoda; Arachnida; Araneae; Theridiidae
Product: methylmalonyl-CoA epimerase, mitochondrial
Biological process (GO): L-methylmalonyl-CoA metabolic process
Cellular component (GO): mitochondrion
Molecular function (GO): methylmalonyl-CoA epimerase activity
Source: RefSeq, a predicted model, not a curated record
UAUCAUUAAACAAUUUUCUGAAGGAAAUAUGGCCUACUUGAUAACAAGAAACCUUUGGAGACCUUUUAUCAAUGUGCAAAAUAAAAUCCUAGGACAUUAUUUUUGUACAAAUCCUAAAGGAAGAACAUGGAAAGUUUUGAAAGUAAAUCAUCUUGCUGUUGCAUCUGCUAAUAUCGAGAAAAGUGUUAAACUUUUUCAAGAUAUAUUUGGUGCUAAGACUAGUCAGUCUAUUCCUAUGCCAGAACAUGGAGUUACAACUGCCUUUGUUGAGUUAGGCAAUGUCAAAUUGGAACUGCUUCUUCCUCUUGGAGAAAAAAGUCCCAUUCAGAGCUUCUUACAAAAGAAUGGCAACGGUGGAAUGCAUCACAUUUGUUUGGAUGUUGAUAAUAUUGACAAUGCUGUGAAAGACAUGAAGGCGCAUAACAUUCGUACCUUGACUGAGGAAACUAAAAUAGGUGCCCAUGGUAAACCUGUCAUAUUUCUUCAUCCCAAAGAUUGUGGUGGUGUUCUUAUCGAACUUCAGCAAGUUUAAGCUUUCAUUGUAUUUCUUUCCAGGAAUCUCAAAUGUGUCAUUGUGUUUAUUUUUUAACAAAAUAAAUUUUAUGGUAAAUAAA